Messenger RNA from Trifolium pratense (red clover), 2881 nucleotides. RefSeq names its product zinc finger MYM-type protein 1-like. The record is from RefSeq and is a predicted model, not a curated record. Bases 145 to 2499 code for a protein of 784 amino acids. The transcript is spliced from 8 exons. NCBI's taxonomy places the organism in Eukaryota, Viridiplantae, Streptophyta, Magnoliopsida, Fabales, Fabaceae.
UUGUAAAGGAAGUGCGCGCCUAUUGUGUGUUAUAUGCUCUCUUCAGUUUCACUCUCUCAGUCUCACUGUUCGUACCUCACUCGAUCACUGUGCAAGCUUCCCUUCUCACUCAGGUAAUCAGUUCAGUAGUUAAGAAAAGUAGUAAUGGUCAACAGUCAAAGAAAAAUUGAUUCUUUUUUCAAAAGGAAAGUUACUCAGAAAGAUGAAGAACGUUUCGCUUCCACGUUUGAACCUGGAAAAUGUCUCGAGAAUCCAAGAAUCGAAGAAAAUGAGAAGCAACUUUCCGAAGUUUCUAGGGUUGAAUAUGAUGAGUUUGAGAAGGAUUCUUGUGAAGAGGAAUCAGAUCAAGAUGGACAUGAUGAGAAUGUUAGUGAAGUGCAAAACUCGGAUCAAAUUAUGAAGAAGCGAAUAUGUCUCAAGACAUUGAUUGACAUUGUUCGUUUUUUAACAUUUCAAGAGGUUGCUUUUAUUGAUCUUCGCGAAACCAGCGAAGAAAGAUACCGAUAUAGUUUUCUUUCAAUGGUAGAAUUUACAAAAGAAUGUGAUGAUGAAUUUGCCGAAGCUGUGUUGGAAAAUGCCUCAUAUAUUUCCAAGUGUGCUUCAUUUGAAUUUCAAAAAGUCGUCUUGCGUAUUCUUUCUAGUAAAGUGAAAAAUCAUAUUCGUGAGGAAAUUGGUGAUUCCAAAUUUUGCAUAUUUGUUGAUGGAGUUUGGGAUGAACCACGAGUGGCUCUUGUUUUGAAAUUUGUUGAUAAAAAUGGGUUUAUACAAGAGCGUUUUUUUGAUUUUGUGGAUGUUGAAGAGGUUGCGCCAUUAGCUCUUAAGGAAGAAGUUUGUGCUAUACUUUCUCGACACAAUCUCGAUGUUUCAAACAUUCGUGGUCAAGGGUAUGAUGGUAUUAGCGAUAUCAGAGAAGAAUGGAAUGAUUUACGGACACUAUUUUUUAAUGAAUGCCCUUAUGCGUACCACAUUCAUGGUUUUGCACAUAAGUUGGAACUUGCGUUGGUUGGUGCAUCAACACAAGUUACUCCAGUUCAACUAUUCUUUUCAAACUUGAUUUAUAUUGUCAAAUUUUUCUGCACUUGUCGUAAACCCAAUGAUGAGUCACUAGCUGCCGAAUUAUAUAAAAUUGCACAUUUGCUAGACAAUGAUGAGCUUGGAUUUGGUGAAGUAGAAGAUGAACUUUGUUUGUACCCACGAGUUGGUGAUGCCCGUUCCAUGUCAUAUUUUUCUGCUAUAUGUAACUUGAUAAUGAUGUAUGAUGCAGCUUGCUGUCUUUUAGAAAAUCUUUUUGAUAAAGAGUCAACUUAUUGUCAACGUUGGAAUGCUCAUACAGCUUACAAUUACUUCACCACAUUUGAGUUUAUAUUGAUCUUGCAUUUGAUGAGAGAUAUUAUGGGGAUAACUGAUACUCUUUGCCAAGCUUUACAACAGCAAUCUCUGGAUGUAGUUAAUGUCAAACAUUUACUUCGUUCUACUAAAGCACUGCUUCAAAACAUGAGGCAAGAUGGUUGGGAUAAGUUGUUAAAAAAUGUGACAUCUUUUUGUGAAAAAAAUGAUAUUAGGGUUCCUCAAUUCAGUGCUCCGCAUGUAGUAAGACCACGGCGCCGUCAUCCCCAAAAUGAGGAGAACAUCACAAUAGAGCACUAUUAUAGGGAACAAGUAUUUUUUAUUGCUAUUGACAUACAAAUACAAGAGUUGAAUUGUAGGCUUAGUGACCAAGCAAUGGAGUUGUUGACUCUAAGCUCUGCUUUGGUUCCUAAGGAUACUUACAAAGCUUUUAACAUCGAUCAUAUUUGCACUCUUGUAGAAAAAUAUUAUCCCGUGGAUUUCAAUGAGCAGGAGAAGAUUAAUUUGCGAUCUCAACUUUGCCAUUUCAUUAUUGAGGCCCGUCAAGAAUCAAGUUUGAAGAGUUUGUCAAAUAUCCAAGAAUUGUGUGCAUGUUUGGCAGCAACAAAAAAGUCAGAAGUUUACUACUUGAUUGACAGACUACUCCGCCUUAUCAUGACUCUUCCGAUUUCUACGCCUACAACCGAAAGAUCUUCGUCAGCAAUGAAAGUUAUCAAGACUAUGUUGAAAGAAAAGAUGGAAGAUGAGUUUCGACCAGAUAGUGUGAUAAUUUACAUUGAAAGGGAGAUUGCUAAAAGUGUUAGUUUAGAUUCCGUUGCUGAUGAUCUCGAGUCACUCGAAGAGCGCAAUGACUCACAACUGUAUAGAUCUGUGAAUGAUUACAUUAACAAACCAUUAGAAUUGCUCGGCGAAGAAGAAUCUGAAGGAUCAGUUCCACUUCAAGUUGCUGAUGAUAUGGUUGAGGAUGACGUCUCAUCUAGAUUACUAGCAGAGUUACUCGGCGAAGAAAAAUCUGAUGGAUCACCUCUGCUUCAAGUUGCUGAAGAUAUGGUUGAGGAUGGCAUCUCAUCUAGAGGUGCAGAUCUUAGUGUCCCAAACUUGGGUGUGGAAGCAACUAGUGAUGCAACAGCCCACCUUUCUGUCAGCAAGUAGAUUCAUGUACUUCGAUACGGACAGAUUGAUUUUUCUGAAUUUCGAAUUGAUCCUAGUAAAUACAAGUUCACCGUUUUGUCUUUUCUAGAUGCUUUUGAGGAUUCUGUUUCCAAGUCUGAGGAAUCCAGACAAGAUGAUCAGGAUUUAAGAUCUUAACCUAGUAACCAUCAUGACUUAUUGACCAUAUGAAUGAACUAAGUAGUGUGGCUCUUUCAGUAUCUAUUUUAUCAGUAUUGCUUUUCUACAGAUACAAGAAACUGUUUUUUUUGCUUCUGUUUAAAAAAGACAAGUUCAAUGGUUUUUAUUUAAUUGAGAUCUUUCAAGGAUAUGGCAUGAGGUAAAUGAUUAAUGAAAUCCAAACCCAUCAUUGUUUACUUCAUAA